Molecule: messenger RNA, 4787 nt
Organism: Poeciliopsis prolifica (blackstripe livebearer)
Lineage: Eukaryota; Metazoa; Chordata; Actinopteri; Cyprinodontiformes; Poeciliidae
Product: hepatocyte growth factor-like
Exons: 18
Coding region: 99-2267 (722 amino acids)
Biological process (GO): proteolysis
Molecular function (GO): signaling receptor binding; serine-type endopeptidase activity
Source: RefSeq, a predicted model, not a curated record
UGCAGAUCAUCAGUCUCUCUGUGGACUCGAACCGGCAGCCGUGUCAGUCGCUCUGUUGAUCCGGAUUCUACUCUGAUCCCUGAAGUCUGGACCCAACCAUGAGUGCAAGCGUGUGGAGUUACCAGGUGUUGGUGUGCGUUGUGGUGAUUUUUGUGCAUACAGGUUGCUGUCAAAAACCCCGUCGUCAGUCUUUACAGAAGUAUGAAAAGAGUGAGAACCACAUGCUGAUUUGCACAGACUGUCCUCAAACUCCAGUGGUACAAAAUAGCCGCUCACAAGAGCACUGCGCGCGAAAAUGCAAGAAGAAAAACUUCAUUUGCAGAGCUUUCAACUUUCAAAAGGACAACAGGAAAUGCCACUUGCUUCCUUUUGACCGUUUCACCCACGGUGCGCAGAAGCAGGCCAACAUCAACUUCACUUUAUGCGAGAAAAAAGAAUAUAUUAGAGAGUGCAUCAGCGGCACCAAGGACAACUACAGAGGGAGGAGGUCUUGGACGAAGUCAAACAUCACUUGCCAAGCUUGGUCUGAUAAUAACAUCAAUGAACACACGUUUUACCCAGACAGGUACCCAAUGCAAGACCUGAGGGAAAACUUCUGCCGGAAUCCCAACAACGACCCUGGUGGUCCAUGGUGCUACACCACAGACCCCAAUGUACGAGCUGAGGAGUGUGGAAUACCACAGUGUUCACAGGAAGUUUGCAUGAGGUGCAAUGGGGAGGAUUAUCGAGGCAAAGUGGACCAAACAGAAAGCGGCAAGGAGUGCCAGAGGUGGGACUCAAAAUGGCCUCAUGUACACCCGUUCCAGCCCAAAAAGUAUCGAGAUAAAGACUUAAGGGACAACUAUUGUCGUAACCCAAAUAACCGUCUGCGGCCCUGGUGCUACACCAUGGAUCCCAGAACUCCGUGGGAGUACUGCAACAUUACCAUGUGUGACUCAGACCACAGUGAGGAAAUCGAUGUCAACACAACAACGUCCUGCAUCCAGCAGGAUGGCACAAAUUACCGCGGGACGAUGAACGUCACUCCAGAGGGUGUGACGUGUCAGCGGUGGGACUCCCAGUUCCCCCACAACCACUCGUUUCUCCCUGUGAACUUCAAAUGCAACCAAUGUGUUUGUUACAGAGACCUUCGGGAAAAUUACUGCCGCAACCCCGAUGGAGCAGAUUACCCAUGGUGCUUCACCACAGACCCUGACCAGAGGAUUGCAAAGUGCACCCAUAUCCCCAGAUGUGAUGCAGAAGCCACACCAAAAAUAGAUUGUUACGAAGACAAUGGAGAGAUGUACCGAGGCGCCUUAUCGACAACUCGAUCAGGAAUUCCCUGUGCAGACUGGGCUCCUCAUAUAAACAGUGGGGAUUCUCACUCUACAAUAUCCCACGUAGGGCUGGAGAGGAACUACUGCCGGAAUCCAGACCGAGACAAACAUGGCCCCUGGUGUUACACGAGUCCAAAUAACCGCUUGGUCUGGGACUACUGCAAGCUGAAGCAAUGCGAAUCAGCAACCGUGGCUCCUCAACCAAACAAUCUAACGAGGCCCAAGAUAUCAUGCUUUGUGCAUAUAAACACCAGAAUAGUUGGAGGACAUGAAGUGCAAGGAACAGAUGGCGGCUGGGUUGUGAGCAUUCAAAGAAAGAAGCUUCAUCGGUGUGGUGGAUCACUGAUCAGAGAGGACUGGGUCUUGACCACCUAUGAGCAGUGCUUCACGUCCUGUGUUCCAGACCUCAACGAUUAUAGCGUUCAAGUCGGGCUGCGUCACCUGAACGAAUCUUCAAACCGUCCUAGAUUGGGAAUUUCUCGCCUGAUAUGUGGCCCAGAAGGAUCUAAUCUGGUUAUGUUGAAACUAGAGAAUCCUGCUCCGGUGUCUGAAGGUGCGUCGACUAUUCAUCUCCCGGUAAAAGAGUGUCACAUCGCUGAGGGCACCAACUGCACCAUGUACGGAUGGGGGGAGACAAAAAAUACAGGCCUGGAUGAAGCUCUGAACUCCGUGACAAUGCCCAUGGUCGACAAUGAAAUGUGCUCACAGAUCAAAGGGGAUGCAGAGAAGAGCAGAAUAUGCGCUGGAGGCAACAUAGGUGAAGGUGUAUGCGAAAGAGAUUAUGGCGGCCCGCUGGUUUGCCAGGAGCAUCAACGAAAAGUUAUCGUCGGUGUGAGCAUCCCAAGGACUAAAUGUGCCUCUGCGCAACCUGCCCUGUUUGUUAAUGUUGCGUUCUAUUCAGAGUGGAUUUACAAAGUGUUUAGACUUUACCCCAGUUUGCCGAGGAACUGAUGGGGCGGUGUAGGGAAGAGUCCUGUUGUGGACGCUGCACUGGGCUGCCGACGAAGAGGCAAUCGGGACCAGAAAGCAUCGCAAGUCCUCUUCAAGCUGAACCAAGCAAUGAGGAAAAACUACCUUUGGGAGAGUUGCCACUCUGUUGGCACUCAGAUUUAAAAGAUGGAAUGUACCCACCUUAAAAUUCCAGGUGUGCUUGUUUUGGCGACUAUAGUCUUUGGCACAUGUGUCAAGCGUCUUUGUUGUGACAUGUUCAGAAUUUCUAAAUUUAUGCAAAUAAGGCAUCACAAAAGUUGUUUGUGAGUCAGAUGGUGACCUUAUCUCCUGGAAUGUACUUGAACCUGGUUCCUGUGAUGGCUACCAGUAAAGGUAGCUCCUCUUCAACUGGGAUUUCUGUUUCUUUCAAUUUGUUUAGCUGGGCUACAAAUUGCUUUCUUUUACUUUAAAAAAAUUGUAUGGGAAAGAUGAAACAAUGCUGAAGGCCAAAAGUUCCACAAUCCAGCAAUUAGAUAAUCAGACAUGUGUAAGUUUAAGUUAAACUAUAAUAAAUAUAUUAAACAAAUUUAUCUACCUAUCUUUUUCUCUCUAUCUCUCUCGGUAUCUCCAAAUAAAUAGGUGAUAAUUUAAAUCAAUGACUUAAAUGUAUAUUAUAAAUACACAAGUCUUGUAAAAUAUAUUAUUAAUUAGGAUCAUUUGAAUUUAUCCUAUGCUAGAAAUAUAAAUGUAACUAUUUAUAUAGCAACACAUUAGCAUGAUUAAUUAAAGUUUUAGUGUAUUCAUUAUGGUUUAUUUCUAAACACACGUGCAUCAAUAUUUAUCUGUCAAAUUAUUUAUUCUUUUAUUGUGGCACUUUUGGCCUCCAGUCCAGUGUAUAAAUGGACUCAUCUGCUCUGGUUGUCAGGUACUUUGCAUAUAUCACAGCUGUUAGUUGUUUCAGUGUUAAAAGCAUCAAGCAGACAACUGCGGAAACGGCUAAAAGAAUGAAAACGUAAGCAUGAAAAUGUCAUUAGAAAAUUCCUCGUAGGCUCCCUAUGAGAAAAUAAGUAAGUCAGAUGGUUUAUGAAGCCAAAACUGUCUGACUGUAGGUCCAGCGGAGUUAGAAAAAUUGGACUUUGGAUACAUAAAUCGUUAAUAUGAGUACAUCGAAUACACAACAGCGGCAACCGUGGCCAACCUGGCAGAUUUAAUUGUGUGCAGUAGCCGAACUACCUUUUCCCCAGUUAACUGUAACUGUUGGUUUCCCCCCCGAGAGAGAGAGUAAGUAGGACUGAGCAAACUGCUCCAGAUCUUAUGCUAAUAUUUGUAGCAUGAGAGAGAGAAGAGCCAUGCCAAAUAUAACAUGGCUGUUUGGUAUCCAGUUUGGAGGGAACUGUGGCCCCUGGUGGGCUGUGUGUGGUCAGUAGAAUAUUUUUUCUUCAUUUAUAUAAAAAGUGAGUGUGUGUACAGAUCUGCAGAUUUAUUUUUUUUUCCAUUGUGACAUUGUGUACAUUUUUAUAGGUCUUAUAGAUCUGGAUUAUUGUUGGUUCAUUUAUAGGCUUCGGAUGGGCUUCUUUGAACUUCUGAUUGUGUGGAAUAUUUAAAAAAGCAAAAACUUACUAGGAUGUAGUAAUUUAUAUUUAUUUUUUUAACUGAGAGGACAAAAAUUGUCAUAAUUGGGUUCAUAAUUUGAUGGUAUGCUUACUUUGCGGGUCAUAUUACAAACAUGGUAUCAAAAAAGUUGGAAAGCUGGGCGAAAUGUGAAGAAAGCAAAUAUACGGUUCACUCAGAUUCCUCAAAAACACAGAGAUGGCUCAUCAGCUGCUGAAAUGUGGCUGAAAGAAGGUUUGCAGAGUGAGAGGUUUCUCUACUAUGCAAAAACAAACCGUGUUGUGCUGUUAUUCUUCUAUCUCCAGCACGUGAUCUCCAUGAGUUUCAGCUUUCUGCCUUGAUCCGACAAACCAAAGUGUCACUUUCCAUCUCUUUUCAGUUCAUUACAAAUGAGAUAAACUUCUAAAAUGGACAAGAACAUUUCAGGACUUUCUUUUCUUGUUUUCUUCCUCGUUUUCUGUUGUAACUUUUUGGUUCUUUUCUGAUUAUGUUGCAAAAGCAGUCGGUAAAGUUUAUGUCUUUACCUUUUGCUGCCCAAAAGAAACAUUGCAAAUCUUCUGCCUUCAAGAGUCUAAAUUCAUUUUUAUGAAUAUAUAACUGGUGACAAUAUUACAAUGUAACUGCAAAUCCAAACUGCUCAUGUACAUUUUACAAAUGAAAUCCAGAAAAUGUGCAUCUCAGCUGACAGGUGAAACCAAAUGCCAAAUGUUUUUAUUUCCAUGGGAGUUUUGUUUUGACUAUAUCCUGAAUGUGUUGCAACUGUUAUUUAAUUCAGCCUAACGUAAUGUAAAUAUGUAGAUAUGAGUUGUAUAUUUUGUGAACAGCACACUUAUGAAAUACAGCUGCUAUUUCUUUUGUAUCAUGAUAUUUUUUAGAUUUUUGUAUCCUUUUAUAUUCAUAUUUUUAAUAAACAGCUUUACAGUGGCCCGC